AUGAAACACACUUCAUCCGAAGCAGUUCCGUCUCUAUCAACCGUGCCUUCGUUCACAGACCAAUCACAGCCUGCCACGUCAUCUUCUUCUUCCUCAUCUUCCGCUGCGGCGGCGGAGGACCUCGCAAUAGGCUCUCGCGACGGAGGAAGCGCUCAGGAGACGGUAGUUGUGGAUCGGAAAAACGACUACUCCGCUGUAUGUAGAUGGACGGUGAACAAUUUUCCCAAAGUAAAAGCUAGGGCACUGUGGAGCAAGUACUUUGAGGUAGGUGGUUACGAUUGUCGUCUAUUGAUAUACCCUAAGGGUGAUUCGCAGGCUUUACCUGGUUACAUCUCCGUUUAUCUUCAAAUCAUGGACCCUCGCGGAACUUCUUCUUCGAAAUGGGACUGUUUCGCUAGCUAUCGUUUAGCAUUUGUGAAUGUUGCUGAUGAUUCCAAAACCGUUCAUCGUGAUUCUUGGCACAGGUUUACUGCUAAGAAGAAAUCACACGGUUGGUGUGAUUUUACGCCUGCUUCCACUAUUUUUGAUCCGAAAUUGGGUUAUAUGUUUAGUAAUGAUUCUGUAUUGAUAACUGCUGAUAUUCUUAUUCUUAAUGAGUCUGUUAAUUUUACACGCGAUAACAAUGAGGCGCAGUCUUCGGCUAUGUCUUCGUCGUCUUCGUCGAUGACUUCGUCAGUUGUUGCAAGUCCUGUUUCUGAUGUUUUGAGUGGGAAGUUCACGUGGAAAGUUCAUAAUUUCAGUUUGUUUAAGGAUAUGAUUAAGACGCAGAAGAUAAUGAGUCCGGUUUUCCCUGCUGGGGAGUGUAAUUUAAGGAUUAGUGUGUAUCAGAGUUCGGUUAAUGGUGUUGAUUAUCUUUCGAUGUGUUUGGAAAGUAAGGAUACAGAUAAGAAUGUUGUGUUGUCUGAUAGGAGUUGCUGGUGUUUGUUUAGAAUGUCUGUUUUGAAUCAGAAGCCUGCUACGAAUCACAUGCACAGGGAUUCUUAUGGUCGCUUUGCAGCUGAUAACAAGAGUGGUGACAAUACUAGCUUGGGUUGGAAUGAUUAUAUGAAGAUGUCUGAUUUCGUUGGGACGGAUUCAGGGUUUCUGCUGGAUGAUACAGCGGUUUUUAGUACCUCGUUUCAUGUGAUCAAGGAGUUUAGCAGCUUCUCCAAGAAUGGGGCUGUCAUUGGUGGGAGAAGUGGAGGUGGUGCGAGGAAGUCAGAUGGUCACAUUGGAAAGUUCACUUGGAGGAUUGAGAAUUUCACAAGGUUGAAGGAUUUACUGAAGAAGAGGAAAAUUACGGGUCUUUGCAUUAAGAGUAGGAGGUUUCAGAUUGGUAAUAGGGACUGUCGUCUUAUUGUUUAUCCCCGAGGGCAGUCUCAGCCACCAUGCCACCUUUCAGUGUUUCUUGAAGUUACGGAUUCAAGAAAUUCUUCAAGUGAUUGGAGUUGUUUUGUUAAUCAUCGGUUGUCAGUUGUAAACCAGAGAAUGGAGGAGAAAUCUGUCACCAAGGAAUCUCAGAACCGCUACUCUAAAGCUGCAAAGGACUGGGGUUGGCGGGAAUUUGUGACGCUUACUAGUCUAUUUGAUCAAGAUUCAGGUUUUCUUGUCCAAGACACUGUCAUUUUCUCAGCUGAAGUUCUUAUAUUGAAAGAGACAUCAAUAAUGCAGGAUUUUACCGAGCAUGAUUCUGAGUUAAACAGCAGCAGUUCCCUUCUUGAUAGUUCUGGGAAAAGAAGUUCAUUUUCAUGGAAAGUGGAGAAUUUCCUUUCUUUUAAGGAAAUAAUGGAGACUCGAAAAAUCUACAGUAAAUUCUUUCAGGCUGGUGGAUGUGAACUUCGAAUUGGUGUGUAUGAGUCAUUUGAUACCAUAUGUAUUUAUUUGGAGAGUGACCAGGCUGUUGGUAGUGAUCCUGAUAAAAACUUCUGGGUCAGAUACAGAAUGGCUGUUGUGAAUCAAAAAAAUCCAGCCAAGACUGUAUGGAAAGAAUCUUCGAUCUGCACAAAAACUUGGAAUAAUUCUGUAUUGCAAUUCAUGAAGGUGUCUGAUAUGUUAGAAGCAGAUGCAGGAUUUCUUGUCCGUGACACUGUUGUUUUUGUGUGUGAAAUAUUGGAUUGCUGCCCUUGGUUUGACUUUUCAGACUUAGAGGUUUUUGCUUCGGAGGAUGAUCAGGAUGCAUUGACAACUGAUCCCGAUGAACUGAUAGACUCUGAAGACAGUGAAGGGAUAAGUGGAGAUGAGGAAGAUAUUUUUAGAAAUCUUCUUUCCAGAGCUGGAUUUCAUUUAACUUAUGGAGAUAAUCCUUCACAGCCACAGGUUACAUUAAGAGAGAAACUUUUAAUGGAUGCUGGUGCAAUUGCUGGGUUUCUGACUGGACUUCGGGUGUAUCUUGAUGAUCCUGCAAAAGUAAAGCGUUUGCUUCUGCCUACGAAGCUCGCUGGAAGUUAUGAUGGGAAGAAGGCCACAAAGGCUGAUGAGUCUUCCCCAAGUUUGAUGAAUUUGCUGAUGGGAGUUAAAGUCUUACAGCAAGCAAUCAUUGAUUUACUAUUGGAUAUAAUGGUCGAGUGCUGCCAGCCUUCUGAAGUGGGCCCUGUUGCUGAUUCUGUCGAUGAAUGCUCAAAGCCUUCUCCAGACAGCAGUGGAACUGCUAGUCCUCUUGAACGUGAUAAUGAAGAUAGAGUAGUGGAGUCUCCACAAGUUCUUGUUAAUGAGAGGUUGAAUUCUGCUGUCGAAGAAAGCAGUACCACGUCUUCUGUACAUAGCUUUGAUUUAAAUGGGAAUGGUAUUCAGGAAAAAACUCUUCCUGGACAGCCUACUUGUCCACCAGAAACAUGUGCCACUGUUUCAGAAAAUGCGUCAUUUCGGUCAAAGACCAAGUGGCCAGAGCAGUCUGAGGAGCUCUUAGGUUUGAUUGUAAACUCACUAAGAGCUUUGGAUGGGGCCGUUCCACAAGGUUGUCCAGAGCCAAGACGGCGACCUCAAUCUGCGCAGAAAAUUGCUCUUGUAUUGGACAAGGCUCCUAAGCAUUUGCAAGCAGAUCUUGUUGCUUUGGUACCCAAAUUGGUUGAGCAGUCAGAACACCCAUUGGCUGCACAUGCACUUCUCGAGCGUCUGCAACAGCCAGAUGCCGAACCUUCUUUGCGAAUGCCUGUUUUUGGGGCUCUUAGUCAAUUGGAAUGUGGCAGUGAAGUGUGGGAACGCAUUCUAUUUCAGUCAUUUGAGCUUUUGACGGAUACAAAUGACGAACCCCUGGUUGCAACAAUAGAUUUUGUAUUUAAAGCAGCAUCUCAAUGUCAGCACCUCCCCGAAGCAGUUAGGUCUGUUCGUGUCAGGCUGAAGAGUUUAGGUCUUCAUGUGUCACCUUGUGUCCUUGAUUUUUUGAGUAAGACUAUAAAUAGUUGGGGUGAUGUUGCUGAAACCAUAUUGAGGGAUAUUGAUUGCGAUGAGGAUUAUGGUGAAAGUUGCACUGCUCUACCGUGUGGGAUUUUCUUAUUUGGUGAGCCUAGCACUGCUGCUACUGGACUGCACAUGAUUGAUGAGCAGGCUUUUCGUGCUAGUCGUCAUUUUUCUGAUAUUUAUAUACUAUUAGAAAUGUUAUCUAUACCUUGUCUUGCUGUUGAAGCUUCUCAAACAUUUGAGAGAGCUGUAGCACGAGGUGCAAUAGGUGCUCAGUCUGUAGCCCUGGUAUUAGAAAGUCUUCUUUCCCAAAGAUUGAACAGUAAUGCCAGAACCGAAAAUUUUCAACAUUCAGAUGGUGCAACAGAGGAGGAUGCCUGUGAGCAAUUGGGAGUUCAAAGGGAUGAUAUUACAUUAGUUCUUGGUCUCGCUGAAACUUUGGCCCUCUCCAGGGAUCUCUGUGUCCAAGAAUUUGUGAAACUACUCUACGUGAUAAUCUUUAAAUGGUAUGCUAAUGAAUCUUACCGGGGGAGGAUGCUGAAGACGCUUGUUGACCGUGUCACCAGCACUACUGAUAAUGGUCGCGAAGUAGAUUUUGAUUUGGAUAUCUUAGUUACUUUGGUCUGUGAGGAACAGGAGUAUAUUAGGCCUGUUUUGAGUAUGAUGCGUGGAGUUGUCGAACUUUCAAAUAUUGAUCGAGCUGCUCUGUGGCACCAGUUAUGUGCUAGUGAAGAUGAAAUUAUCCGCGUUCGUGAAGAAAGCAAAACGGAGAUUUCUAAUAUGGCUAAGGAAAAUGCUAUUCUAUCACAAAAGCUGAGUGAAUCCGAGGCCACAAACAGUCGUCUCAAGUCUGAAAUGAAGGCUGAGGUAGAUCGAUUUUCUCGGGAAAAGAAGGAACUAGGAGAACAAAUUCACGAAGUUGAGAGUCAGCUUGAAUGGCAUCGCUCAGAGCGGGAUGAUGAAAUAUUAAAGCUCUCUGCAGAGAAGAAAGUUCUUCAUGAUCGUUUGCAUGAUGCAGAGACACAACUUUCUCAAUUGAAGUCUCGGAAACGUGAUGAAGUAAAGAAAAUAGUAAAGGAGAAAAACACACUUGCUGAAAGAUUGAAGAAUGCUGAAGCUGCACGCAAGCGUUUUGAUGAAGAAAUGAAAAGAUUUGCAACAGAAAACGUGACUCGGGAAGAAAUCCGCCAAUCGCUGGAGGAUGAAGUUCGUAGAUUGACUCAAACAGUUGGACAAACCGAGGGAGAAAAACGGGAAAAGGAAGAGCAGGUUGCAAGGUGCGAAGCAUAUAUUGAUGACAUGCAAUCAAAGUUGCAGGCCUACCAGCAACACAUCCUCUCCGUUGAGACCUCACUCCAGGAGGAAAUGUCACGACAUGCCCCAUUAUACGGUGCUGGUCUGGAGGCUUUAUCAAUGAAAGAGUUGGAAACAAUAUCACGUAUUCAUGAAGAGGGUCUGAGGCAGAUCCACGCCCUUCAACAGCGUAAAGGGAGUCUGGCUGGGAGUCCAAUUUUGAGUCCCCAUGCUCUCCCUCACAGCCAUGGAUUAUAUCCUUCUGCAACCAUAGGCCUUCCUCCCUCGAUCAUCCCAAAUGGAGUAGGGAUCCAUAGCAACGGGCAUGUGAAUGGUGCGGUAGGACCUUGGUUUAACCACCCUUGA
Molecule: messenger RNA, 5034 nt
Organism: Lathyrus sativus (Indian pea)
Lineage: Eukaryota; Viridiplantae; Streptophyta; Magnoliopsida; Fabales; Fabaceae
Source: the annotation of a GenBank genome assembly